This is a messenger RNA of Tupaia belangeri chinensis (Chinese tree shrew), 3157 nucleotides long. RefSeq names its product kinesin family binding protein (gene KIFBP). NCBI's taxonomy places the organism in Eukaryota, Metazoa, Chordata, Mammalia, Scandentia, Tupaiidae. The record is from RefSeq and is a predicted model, not a curated record. Gene Ontology annotation, biological process: central nervous system projection neuron axonogenesis; microtubule cytoskeleton organization; neuron projection maintenance. Gene Ontology annotation, molecular function: protein binding.
AACCAUACCACCUGCUGGCCCCCGUUUUCAUAACUUUUAAUCAAGAGGUGACAUAUUAAUAAUAAUAAAUUCCUGUUACUUUUCAGAGCCUUUUAUUCAGUGACGGGCUGGGCUCUAUACUGAUCUCGAAAGGUCUCUACCUCUCUGUUCUUUUCAAUGAAUGCAAGUAGGGUUAGCUAGCUAUGUUUGCAAGCAGCGUUUCGAAAUGCUUCAUUAAAUAAACUGAUAUUAAGCACAUUUUAAAAUACACACAUCUUCAUGGGAUCAAGCGAGAGAGAAACGGCGGCAGGAGGCAGCUUCAGGUCCCCGACGGAAGUUGCUAUGACGACCACUAGGCCUUCCCAUUGGCCGCCGCCGAGCACAUUGUGGUCGCCGUCGGCGGAUUUCAUUGGUUACCGCCCACCGCAGCCCCGACCUGUCGAGCGCCUCCCGUGAAGUGUCGCAAAACCGAAGCAGGCGGGAGGCCCGACUGCGAGCGUUGAAACCGAGGCGUGGCCGCGAUGGCGAGCGCUUCUUGGGCCGAGAUUCGUGAGAAAUUCCAGGCGGCGCUGGCUCUGUCGCGGGUGGAACUGCAAAAGAACCCGGAGAAAGAACCAUACAAGUCCAAGUACAGCGCCCGAGCGCUGCUCGAAGAGGUCAGGGCACUGCUCGGCCCGGCGCUUGAGGACGAGGAUGAGCCGCCUGAGGCCGACGACGGCCCGGGCGUGGGGGACCACGCCCUGGGGGUGCCGACCGAAGUGGUGGAGGCCGAGGGGCCGGUCGCUCAGCGCGCCGUGAGGCUGGCGGUCAUUGAGUUCCACCUGGGGGUGAACCACAUCGACACGGAGGAGAUGUCGGCGGGGGAGGAGCACCUGGUGAAAUGCCUGCGGCUCCGGCUCUCGCAUGACUGCGUCUCCCUGUACAUCCAGGCGCAGAAUAACCUGGGUAUCUUGUGGUCUGAAAGAGAAGAAAUUGAAACUGCACAGGCUUACCUAGAAUCAUCAGAAGCACUGUAUAAUCAGUAUAUGAAAGAGAUUGGGAGUCCUCCUCUUGAUCCUACUGAGCAUUUUCUUUCUGAAGAAGAGAAACUUACUGAACAAGAAAGAUCCAAAAGAUUUGAGAAAGUUUAUACGCAUAACCUGUAUUACCUGGCUCAAGUCUACCAGCACAUGGAAAUGUUUGAGAAGGCUGCCCAUUACUGUCACAGUACACUGAAACGCCAGCUUGAGCACAAUGCCUACCAGCCUAUAGAGUGGGCUAUUAAUGCUGCCACCCUGUCUCAAUUCUACAUCAAUAAACUAUGCUUUAUGGAGGCCAGGCACUGUUUAUCAGCUGCUAAUGUCAUUUUUGGCCAAACUGGAAAGAUUCUAGCCACAGAAGAUGCUCCCGAAGCUGAAGGAGAUGUGCCGGAGCUUUAUCAUCAAAGAAAAGGAGAAAUAGCAAGAUGCUGGAUCAAAUACUGCUUGACUCUCAUGCAGAAUGCCCAGUUGUCCAUGCAGGACAACAUAGGAGAGCUUGAUUUCGAUAAACAGUCUGAACUUAGAGCUUUAAGGAAAAAAGAACUAGAUGAAGAAGAGAGCAUGAGGAAAAAGGCUGUACAGUUUGGAACCGGGGAACUGUGUGAUGCCAUUUCUGCAGUGGAAGAGAAAGUGAGCUAUUUGAAACCUUUAGAUUUUGAAGAAGCCCGAGAACUUUUCUUAUUGGGUCAGCACUAUGUCUUUGAGGCGAAAGAGUUCUUUCAGAUUGAUGGUUAUGUCACUGACCACAUUGAAGUUGUCCAGGACCACAGUGCUCUGUUUAAGGUGCUCGCGUUCUUUGAGACGGACAUGGAAAGGCGGUGCAAGAUGCACAAACGCAGAAUAGCCAUGCUGGAACCCCUGAUUGCAGAUCUGAACCCACAGUACUAUCUGCUGGUCAACAGACAGAUUCAGUUUGAAAUUGCACAUGCUUACUAUGACAUGAUGGAUUUGAAGGUUGCUAUUGCUGACAGGCUAAGGGAUCCUGAUUCACACAUCGUAAAAAAAAUAAAUAAUCUUAACAAGUCAGCAUUAAAGUACUAUCAGCUCUUCUUAGACUCCCUGAGAGACCCAAAUAAAGUGUUUCCUGAGCACAUAGGGGAAGAUGUUCUUCGUCCUGCCAUGUUAGCUAAAUUUCGAGUUGCCCGUCUUUAUGGCAAAAUCAUCACUGCAGAUCCCAAGAAAGAGCUAGAAAAUUUGGCGACAUCAUUGGAACAUUACAAAUUUAUCGUUGAUUACUGUGAAAAGCACCCUGAGGCUGCCCAGGAAAUAGAAGUUGAGCUAGAACUUAGUAAAGAGAUGGUUAGUCUUCUGCCGACAAAAAUGGAGAGAUUCAGAACAAAGAUGGCCCUGACUUAAUCCUUGUUUUUAAAAGAAGGAACUAUGUAACAUCAAGGUGACCUUUUUCCCUUAGUCACAUAGACCCUUGUGAUAUUUACCUAGAUAGCAAGUGUAGUUUGAACUUGAGAUACAGUUCAACUGAGUCUUUGCUAGGAUCUUAAUAAAAAUAAAAUAAAUUAAUUAAUACCUAAGUAUGUAAAUUGCUUUGUUAAAGUGACAUGUGAUUUGUGUUUUAGAUUGCUCAUUUCCUAUUUAAAUAUAAACCUUUCCUACGUCAGUUUCUAAAUGUAGACUCUGUUGGCUAGCAUGGUAGUAUCCCCAUAUCCAUGGAGGAUACAUUCCAGGAUCCCAGUGGGUGUCUGAAACAGCAGGCAGUACUGAACCCUGUAUAUACCAUGUUUUUUUUUAUUCUGAUAACCAAGGUGUCUGCUAAGUGACUGACAGGUAGCUAGCAUAUACAGCACAGAUAUGCUAGACAAAGGGAUGACUCGUGUCCCAGGCAGGAUGAAGCGGAACUGCACGAGAGUCAUCACACUACCCAGAGUGGCAUGCAGUUUAAAACAUAUCGAUAACAUAUUCUAUGGAAUUUUUUCUUUUAAUAUUAUUGUACUGUGGUAACCACAGAAAAUGAAAACACGGAAAAGGGGAGACUAUGGUACUUGAUAGAUUCCUUAUAAGAAAAAAGACUGGGUAAAAAUAUACCUAUGAGAGAGUGUAUUACUAUAUUAAAAUUUGAAAAAGUGGGGCCAGCAGGUGGCAUGGUGGCUAAAGGCACUGGAUUCCCACAUGGCCAACCACGGUUCGAGUCCUGGACCUGGUGG